AUGACUCGGUUUCGAGUCUCCUCACUUUUCUUUUUCACUCGCCUCACCUUCGCUCGAGAAUUGCUUAUAGUUUUGAGGAUCACUUUUGCGGCCGGAGGUCGGGAAGACGGCAAGUCGGCGGACAGUUCAAAGGGCCAGACUGGCGAAGAGACUGAGGCCGAGAUGAAACUGGUCGCCGAGACGGACUCGUUUCGCCCGAUCACCGGCAUCGAUGGCAACCUGAACGACCUGCUGGACGCCUCGAAUGUCCGACUGGAGGGU
Protopolystoma xenopodis is the source of this 261-nucleotide messenger RNA. NCBI's taxonomy places the organism in Eukaryota, Metazoa, Platyhelminthes, Monogenea, Polystomatidea, Polystomatidae. The record is from the annotation of a GenBank genome assembly.